GUGGUGAGCCAGGCUCCCGGAAGGCCGUUGUGGCAGCUGGUGGCAAGGCGGUUAGUUCAAGUUGCCAUAGCGGCGAGGCGUGGAGGUGUGUGUGUCCACUCAGGGGUCGGCCUCGCCUCCCAGAGGUUGAAGUGGAUGGUGGAGGGGGCCGCCCGCAGCUGCUGUGCGAUUUCAAGAUACUAAUGGCAGAUUCAUCCAGUGAUUCAGACAGCUUUCUCAGGGGCCGAAUAGGAAGGCGAACACCUUUGAGAGCAUCCCACAACAGGGAUCGGAACUAUGAUGCUGAAGAAGUUACAGAGAAGAUCCAUACUUUAGCAAGCACUUUACAGGAUGCCAACAGAAAUCUGAGACAUGUUGACCAUUUGCUAGGACAAUACAGAGAGUAUGACAAGGAACAAACUGAAGAAAUAAUAACGCUAAAAGAAGCACUGAAAGAGUCUGUAGGUCAGUUAAGGAGCCAACGAUUAACUCGAAACUCUGGAAUGAAAAGUGCUUCUCUCUCAAGCUUAUACCCUAGUGAUCUGGAUGGAGAAGGAGUAUCAGGGAUCCGCCACUUCCUGCCUACUUCUCCUCUCAGGGAUUAUAGAGACUCACAGGGCAAUAAACAUCGAAGGUCUAGAUCUGCAAGCGUUCGGUUUAUCAAUGAGGCAGAUAAUUUGGACCAGCUGCAUUCUAUUCACCAGUCUCUUCGAGAUAUCAGUAGUGAACAAGUUCGCCAAGGAGAUGACAUCAGUUGGGAGCUUUCAAGAAGAAAUCGGACUGAUGCUGAGUUAAAGAAGACUUUAGAAGAAUUGUCUGAAAAGCAAGAAACGGUAUCGGAACGGGUAGAGAGAAGACUUCAGAAGAUAGAACAAGAAAUGCGUGCAGAAAGACAGAUUGUGGAAAGGCGCCAGGACCAACUGGGACAUAUGUCUCUGCAGUUACAAGAGGCCUUAAGGAGGCAAGAUGCUAAAGCAGACGAAACAGAAGAACUCGUGAAAAAUAAACUUCUGAAAUAUGAAAGUGAAAAGAACAAACUGGAACAGGAAUUGGAACAAUCGCAGAAAAAGCUGUAUGAAUCCGAAGGCAGUAGAGAAGCUCUUUUGCGUCAGAUUGAGGAUCUCCGUUCCCAACUUUUGAGAGCACAAGACCGAGUAGAGUUGGAACAUCAAAUUUCACAUGUUGCUAUGCACCGCCAGAGCUACGAGGACGUACAGAAUGAUGACAGGAGAAUUAGAACAGUAGCUGAAAGAUAUGAGAGAGAGAAGCAAGAACUGGAGAAAUAUAUUUUGGAGCUUAAAGCAAAGCUGAGUCAUAACGCUAUAAAGUCAGAGGUAGAAGAAUUAAAGAGAUGCAUUGAACGUAAGGACAAAGAGAAUGCACAGCUUGUAAUGCACAUACAGGUGUUAACAUCUGACCUAGAAAACAGGGAGAAGCAACAGGAAAAAAUGCUGGACCAGCUAAAGGAGAUACAAAGUUGCUACCAGGCUUGUGGGGAUGAACGUAGACAAACUGAGCUCCGGUCUGCUGAGUUAGCUCAACAGGUUGAAGAAAGCACUAAGAGAGCAGAAAGGUACCUCAAUGAAUUCAAGCAUUCAGAGGCACUCAGACUGGAAACAGAGAAAAAAAGAGAAGAUUUGAAGGUGAGAGCACAGGAGACCAUUCGCCAAUGGAAGUUGAAGUGUAAGAAACUGGAUUGUGAGGUGGAAAAACAAAAUGAAACUAUCAACCAACUGAUGGACAAGAAUAGUCAGGCUCUCAAAGAAAAGGAUGACCUCAGAAGUGAACUUCUCUCUGCUGUACACCAAAUAGAAAGCCUUCAGAAAGAGCUGAAUGAUGUGCUUACAAAGAGAGCCCAGCAGGAAGAACUCCUCCACUGCAAAGAGGUAAAACUGAAGGAAAUGAGUUCUCACCAGGUAUCUCUUGAAGAAGAGAUCAAAGAAAAUCAAGAUACUGUAAAUAAAUUGGAGAAUGAGUUGAAGAAACAAAUUUUUCUACAAAAUCAAAUGCAAGCUGAGAAGGAGCACUUGGAGACAGAACUUGCAACUAUUAACUUGAUCCAUAAAAAAGACCAAGAAAGACUCUUAGAAAUGCAAGCUGAUGUAAAAAACUUAAGUUCUGUACGUGUGGAACUAACGAACAGAAUAGCAGAAGAGGAGAAACUUAAAAAAGAAUUACGUAAGAGCUUGUCAGAUCUCCAGGAACAGCAGGAAUCUAAGCAUGAAGAGAUGACUUCAGCUAACAGGCAGCUGAAGAUGGAGAGAGAAAUUCACCAACAGGAGUUGGCAAAUCUUAGAUCAGAGUUGCAAAAUGUUAAAAUCAAACAUGAACUAGAUGUUCAAGAACUUAUGAAACACCUUAAACAAGAAAAGGAUGAUGCAGAGGCUCAGAUUAGAAUACUGAAGAUGGAACUUAUAGAAGAGCAAAACAUAGCUAAAACUCAAUUUCAGCAACUGGAUAAGAUAAAAAGUGAAUGGGAUAAAUUAAAAGAAGAAUUAACCCAAAAUGAAGAAGAAAAUAUAAAACUCAGGCGCAAGUGUGAUUUUUUAAAACAAGAACUGGAGAAAAAGGAUAAACAGAUCAGCAAUGAAGAUCAUUUGAGAAAGAUGGAUGAGGCUAGACUGCAGUUCAAGGACCAGCUGCGUCAUUUAGAAGUGCAACAGGAAUCCAUUCUCAGUAUGAUUGGAAGUGAAGUAGAUGCUGCUUGUGAAAUUAUUUCUCGGGACUCCAUGGAGAAAUUAAAAGCAAUAACGCUUACACCAACGGUGCUGAAUGAUCCUCAUUGCUGGUUAGCAGAAACAAAGGCUAAGCUUCAGUGGCUGUGUGAGGAGGUAAAGGAGACGGAGAGUAAGGAAAAAAAGCUGCGAUGCUACUUACUGCAGACCCGAGAACAGCUCAAGCACUUUACAGAGAUGAAGGAAGCUGAACAUCAGUCUCUCCUUAAACAAAUAAAAAAGCAAGAAAAACUUUUGGCAGAAGUUCACAGAGAAAAAAGAGAGCUAUUAGAGAAGACCCUCAGAAGAGAGGAAGAAAUGGGAGUUCUGCAGGAAUGCUUUAUGACCCUAGAAGUGAGUACACGAAUAGCUUUAGACCAUCUGGAGUCUGUUCCUGAGAAACUGAGCCUGUUGGAAAAUUUCAAAGAUAUCAGGGAGUUUCAUUGCCAAAGGAAGAUGAUUGAGGAAAGAUUUACAAAGUAUAAAGAAAUAGUGAGUUCUCUUCAGCAACAGCUGGAAGAUUCAAAACUAAGAGUCCAACAAUUCAAGGAUGCUGAAAUUUCUGAUGUAGAAGUAACCACUCCCUCUUCUAGUUGGAGAACUCAAACCAGCUUUUUGUCCAGAUCACUGCUUUCAGAUUCAGGUUCAUUUAUUAAAAGAAUGUCUCCUUUGGGUACAGGUGCCACCAAGGAAGAUUCCAUUACUGUUGCUGUCAGCGAAAUGAAGCUGCAAGCAGAAAGAGGGAAGCAGUAGGACGUUUUACAAAAACACACCAGCUUGCUUUGUGGUAAAUUCCAUUCCACUCUUUUUGGUUUUGAACUGUAAUAAUUCCAUGUGCUAUAGCGUUAUGCACCCUUAGUCAUUCAGCUAUUGCCAAAUGUUUAAAUGGAAGAACAUCAAGAGAGAGUCUAAUGAAGUCUUGUGAUAACUUAUGUAACUUGUACACCGAAGAUUUUCUGGGAUUAUACUAUUGUUUUGUAUUUAC
Messenger RNA from Colius striatus (speckled mousebird), 3678 nucleotides. RefSeq names its product centrosomal protein 128 (gene CEP128). The transcript is spliced from 24 exons. The coding region runs from base 183 to 3446 and encodes 1087 amino acids. NCBI's taxonomy places the organism in Eukaryota, Metazoa, Chordata, Aves, Coliiformes, Coliidae. The record is from RefSeq and is a predicted model, not a curated record.